Helianthus annuus (common sunflower) is the source of this 814-nucleotide messenger RNA. Its product is annotated as pectinesterase inhibitor 3. The transcript has a single exon. The coding region runs from base 129 to 680 and encodes 183 amino acids. Lineage: Eukaryota; Viridiplantae; Streptophyta; Magnoliopsida; Asterales; Asteraceae. Gene Ontology annotation, molecular function: enzyme inhibitor activity. Gene Ontology annotation, biological process: negative regulation of catalytic activity. The record is from RefSeq and is a predicted model, not a curated record.
GUCCAGCCCAUACCCAUUACAUUUUCUAUCUCAUUAAUAUCAUAUGUCUGUUAUGUUUCAUUAUUUAGUUGCUUCCCACCUACUACAACCUCACACUUUGCAAACUUAACUUCACCUUCAAAUCCCUCAUGGCUGCCUGCAUCUUCCUCACCAUCUCCAUCCUCACCAUCAUCACUCUAGCCUCCUCCACCACCAUCAACCCGUCAUCCGAUCUCGUCCGUUCAUCAUGCCAACACGCCACCUUCCCUAAAGUCUGCAUCCACACACUCUCCCUAUACAAAGGCCCAGCCACUACCCCACGUGAACUCGCACAAGCCGCAAUCAAAGUCAGCAUUUCUCGAGCAACCAAAGCGUCAGAAUAUCUUUCCGGGCUGCAAAAGGAAGCUGAUAGGCGCGAGAAGGGCGCCUUGAAGGACUGUACUAGCCAAAUAGCAGACUCUGUGGAUGACCUCAGGAAGACUUUGAGUGAACUAAAGGACCUCAAAAGAGGCACAUUCAGGUGGCAAAUGAGCAAUGCCAAGACAUGGGUCAGUGCAGCAUUGACCAAUGAAGACACAUGUCUAGAUGGGUUCAAAGAGAUUGAAGGUCAGGUUCGGUCUGAUAUCAAACGGAAGGUUACAAAUGUCGCUAAAGUUACCAGUAACGCUCUUUAUCUCAUCAAUCGUCUUGAUCAUGCAUAACCAUGUUCUAUUAUCAUUUAUAUAAUAUCAUUUAUAUAAUAUCAUUUAUAUAAUUAUCAUCAAUUGAUAUAUAGAUAUAUUUAUAUAUAUAUAUAUGUUUAUCUUGCUAUAUAAUAAAAGAAUGUAUUUAACUA